This is a messenger RNA of Amphibalanus amphitrite, 5108 nucleotides long. RefSeq names its product protein patched homolog 3-like. Gene Ontology annotation, cellular component: membrane. The coding region runs from base 219 to 3173 and encodes 984 amino acids. The transcript has 18 exons. Lineage: Eukaryota; Metazoa; Arthropoda; Thecostraca; Balanomorpha; Balanidae. The record is from RefSeq and is a predicted model, not a curated record.
ACAUUUGACGAAAUACAUACUUUGAAAAUGCAUAAGCAUUGGUAUUCAACUUAUUUUUUAUUGAAAUAAAAUUGGUAUUUUGAUAGAUACUUUGGUCAUUCGCCUUGGGAGUCAUUUUCAUAAAGAUGGCAGCCGCGCGGCCAGCUCUCAAAGGCGACGGCCGCCGCUGCGUGUAGUGCAGUGGGCGUCGGAUCGCGUCAGGGGCAGGUGGUGAGUGGAUGGCGCUCGAGAAGGCCGGUGCCAACCCCGAGAUGAAGUCGCCCGGUCUCCUGCGGAGAGUCUCGUCCCGGUUCAUCGGCGGCUUCGAGUACCUCUUCUACCAGCACGGGUACACGGUAUGCCGACACCCAUACCUCUACAUCGUCUCGGUUCUGGCCAUUACCGUGGCCUGCGGAAUCGGCCUGCUCAACUUCCACCAGGAGAACCGGCCGUUCAAACUCUGGAUACCGCAAGACUCGGACUUUGUCAAAACGUACGACUGGAUGCAGGACAAUUAUCCGAGAGAGUUCCGUUUCGAGAACGCUAUCGUCACGGCUGAGAAUGUUCUGGAGCCGGCAGUGAUACAAGAGAUGCUGCGGGUGCACCAGCGGGUGUCGGCAGUCCCCGGUGCUGGCCCGGCGUGGUCGGACGUCUGUGCACGACUACCAUCCCUGGCUGCGCCCGAGGACGAGGUCUAUGAGACAGAGGAGGAAGUCUCGGACCCAUCUCUAGUCUCUGAGGACAGCGGGACCGACUCAGCAGUGUCCGAAGCACGCCGCCGCCGCCGCCGCCGCCGUCAGGCCAGUCAGCGGCCCGAGUUUGACGUCUCGGGGUAUGACGACUUCGACCCGUCGGUCAGCCUGCCAACCAGCCUGCACUGUAUGCUGGUGGAGGGCAUGGAGCGGCCCUGCUGGGAGGCCAGUCUGCUGGAGCUGUGGCGCUUCAACGAGCGGCGCAUCGCCAACCUCACCAGGGAGCAGGUGCUCACUGCUGUCAACACUGCCGCCUAUAGCCCCGUGUUCGGGUACCGGUUCAACGUCUCCCGCUACCUGGGCGGCGUUCAGCGCAACAGUACCGGUCACGUGAUCUCUGCCAGCGCCGCGUUUUUCGCCUGGGCCGUGCGGAGGGACCCGGAUGCUGAAAAUGUCAUCGUCAGCGACACAGGAACUGGCGAGCCGGUGGACGAGAACACUCUACUGUUUGAGAACCACUUUCUGUCCGUUCUUAGCUCUGCGCCUUCACUUCACGGAGUCACAUGUUUCGGAGAGAUCAGCAACUCGACCAUCUUCGGCGACGUCAAGUACUUGGUGCUGGGAUACGUGGUGAUGUUCAUCUACAUCCAGCUGAUGCUGGGUCGCUGCAACAUGGUCGAACACAGGACGUAUCUCUCGAUAAUCGGCGUGGCCAGUGUCGGCCUGGCGGUGGUGAUCUCGUUCGGCCUCUGCUCGGCGCUGGGCGUGUUUUUCGGGCCGGUGCACAACAUCCUGCCGCUGCUGCUGCUCGGUCUUGGCGUGGACGACAUGUUCGUAGUCCUGCAGUGCUGGGAGACUCUGCCGGCCGCCGACCGGCACCGACCGCUCCCCGAGCGGGUCGGCCGAGCCCUGCAGCACGCCGGCGUGUCAAUCACCGUCACCAGUCUCACCGACUUUGUGGCGUUCGGCAUCGGCGCGUCCACGGUGCUCCCCUCGCUGCAGUCGUUCUGCAUCUACGCAGCGGUCGGCAUCAUGGCCGUGUACUUCAUUCAGGCCACCUGGUUCGUAGCCUGGUUCACCCUGGACCAGCGGCGCAUUGAGGCGCGGCGCGACGGCCUGGUGCCCUGCUACACACACCGCAACUGGGUGCCGAACACAUGCAGUCAGCGCAACUACUUCCAGAACUUUUUCAGCAGAGUGUACGCGCCGGCCGUACUCAGUGUCCCCGGAAAGGUGAUUGUUUUGGUGGUCACCUGCGCGCUGCUGGCGGUCAACUCGUGGGGCCUGUCGGAGCUGCGUCAGGAGUUCAACCCGCUCUGGUUCCUGCCCACUGACUCGUACCUCUCCAUGUAUCACAGAAACGUCGAGCGCUUCUUCCCUAAUGAAGGUCACGAAGGCGUCGUGUUCCUGAGCGGGCUCCACCUGGCAGACAACCUGCCGCAGAUGGCUCUGCUCUCGCAGAAGCUGCGCGCAGAGCCCAGCAUCGAACACGUGGACUCGUGGUACGACGAGUUUCAGUUCUACAUCAACUACAACGAGUACGGAGAGCUGCCGGAACGGUUCGCCGACGGCUAUGAGUUUCUACCGCUACUGGGCCAGUUCAUGUUCAGCCCGCGCGGCGGCAAAUACCAGAGCUUCAUCCAGUUCAACGGCACACUGACCUGCGGCGAGCCGGCGCCUCCGAUCACGGCCUCGAUGAUCACAUUCACGCACCGUCUGAUGGACGGGCCGCGGGAACAGAUCCCGGCUAUGGUGCGCGUCAAGGAGCUGGUCAACUCCGUCAACUUCACUGGCGAAGCGCCGCUGGUGCAGCCGCUGGCUGAGGCCUACGCCAGCUGGGAGACGGACCAGGUGAUCGAAUACGAGCUGUACCGCAACAUGGGCCUGGCCAUGGUGUGCGUGUUCGUGAUGGUGCUGCUGCUGAUCGCCAAUCUCACCGUCUGUCUGCUGGUGCUCACCUGUGUGCUCGUCACGCUGGUGGACGUGGGCGGUCUGAUGCACUUCUGGGGUCUGACUAUCGACACCGUCUCCUGUAUCGACGUGGUGCUGGCCAUCGGUCUGUGUGUCGACUACGCCGCCCACGUGGGGCACACGUUCCUAACGGAGCGGGGCGACCGUCGCCAGCGGGCCGCCGACACGCUGCGAGACAUCGGACCCGCAGUCUUCAACGGCGGCUUCAGCACGUUCAUCGCCUUCGUCUUCCUGGCCACCUCCACGUCGCACGUGUUUGUGACGUUCUUUAAGGUGUUUUUCGGCGUCACCGUGUAUGGCCUGUUCCACGGCCUGGUGCUUCUACCAGUGCUGCUGAGCCUGGUCGGACCGGAGCCCUACCUGCCGGCGCGUACAGACAUGGAGCUAGUCUCUGGGGAGGAGAAGAGGGCAGCGCCGCAGGAGGGGGACGCCGUCCGAGAGGAGGAUGGGACGCGGCCGGCACAGACAGAUAUAUCCGAUGUGAAGUACGCACCAGCCGUGGCCGAUGCACACAUCACAGCGAUGGCAUAGCCUCAGUCAUGUUCCUCAUUAGAUCAGAUACCUCAGCGUGCGAGAGUGUAUGUCAGACUUCCAUGGGCGCCGGGGGUAGGGUGUUUGACCGCUGCGGCCCCUACCGGAGCUGAUAGACUUUGAGAAUGGUUGUGUAAUGACGGUUAGACCGUGUAAGCGACGAUCUCGGUGUUUGAUUGAAUGAAACUGUGAGACAAGUCCUGACGAGGAAGGAGAGGAUGAGAUGUGAUAGAGGUAUAAGUGAAUGUGUUGGAGCUGUGACGACUUUGUUCGAUAACAUCGCACAGUCCUGAAGUGCACAGAUGGAGCUGGUUGUGGCAAAUGUCUAAUUGCCGCCGUGUGGGUUUGUCCUGGGAUUUGUUUGGGUAGGCCCCGUGUGACGGGAAUCUCCAUUCUGCCGCCGUCUAGCGGUGGAACGGACAGUGAUAUGGCUGGUGCCAGCGCAGACCGGAUAUUUCCUCAUGUGAUGAUCGUGCCAGGUACGGUGAUGCUUGUCAUUGGUUAACAAGCGAGCGAGUGAGUUUGUCUGUGGUUUAACGGAAAAUCUCAGUAUGAGCGGGCCGACCCGUAGCGCCAUGUCGACCAUAGCGUCGAUAGUUAUGAAACUGUUUGUGGUAAUGACGCUGAUCGUAAUCUAGUACGACCGGGCCUCGCUCUUUGUGUGUCCUACCAUCGUAAGACCUCCCAGGAUUCCAAUGUGUAGCGAUCAGGCUCAGACUUGCGGGCAUGGGGCACAAUCCUGGCUCGUCUAAGCUGGCUAGCUAGGCUGGCUACGGCUAGCUUUGCUAUGUCUCUAAAGCUAUUACUGUUUUGUAAAAGUUAUCUGUCCUACUCUUUGAACCAGAAAUUUCUGCAUUUGAGGUGAAUUCAGUUGUUCUUAGUCGUAAGACCAGCCAGAUCUGGCUAAAACAAAUAACGGGAGGCUCGUCUAGAAAAGCUCUGCAUUCACUUGCCUAUAUGUUUGCCUUGAUUUUGUUGUACUGUGUAAGGUCCGAUAUUUGUAUCGUAACGUAACCACCUGGUGUUGUUCAGACUAACAUCGCUAUCUUUAUAUGGUGUCUUUAAAAGGAGCGAUUUUUGAAACAGUUUACUGUCAGUACGUAUAAUGGAAUUUUGUUGGACGACGGUAUUUUUGUUUCGGAAAUAUGUCCUUAUGUGUGAUUAACUCAGUAAUUGUGAUCUGAUUCAAAGGAAACACAAAUUCAAUAUGCAAAAGCGUUGUUUCGCAAUAAGAACAGUGCCCACGCUAUAAUAUUAAAAUGCUCGAGCCCCCUAAGCGCACCUGUCCUGCACUGUAUGAGCCAACAUGGCAAGUGCGAAUUCAUAAACGUAUAAUGCUGUCUUUGUAUUCGCCAUCCAUUGGCAUUUUACAUGCACCUGGCUGCCUUGCCACCACAUUGUGUGAACUUGUACGUUAAACUCGUGAUUUCCAUUUACCUCGAGCAAUAAUUGUAACGCACAUGUGUGCAAUGUGCAUUGCAGAAGCUCCAUUCGUAUCUUUUACCUCAGAGAUAUGAGCAAGGCAAACGCGCAUUUACUUGUUCAUGUAUCUGGGCUAACAUGCAGUCACUGGUUAGACCAGUGAGCUUUAGCUCUGUAGACGUGUUAUGUGGAAGCCGCUCACGCGUGUCUGUUCAGUGACAUAAGAUAGCGGCGCCAGAACUGUAAAUAGAUACAGCGUAGUCAUCAUUUCUUUGAGAUAACCUCUGUGCAAGCUGCCGAUUUGCGGAAGUUCGCCGUGAGUGUUUGUAGGUGGAUGAUUCGUGAACCAGUGUUUUUUUUCGGAGGCUUGACGUGGGGCGUGCAGGUCACACCACUAGUCGAUUUUUUUUUUUCGUUGCCCCACUUGCAGGUGCCUAGCGCCAUGUCGACUUCACGAGGGACGAUUGUUUGUUCUGUAGCAUGUGUUUGAAGUGUAAUACAACAGUGAAUAGU